Molecule: messenger RNA, 3620 nt
Organism: Chelonus insularis
Lineage: Eukaryota; Metazoa; Arthropoda; Insecta; Hymenoptera; Braconidae
Gene: Ace
Product: Acetylcholine esterase
Exons: 6
Coding region: 379-2148 (589 amino acids)
Biological process (GO): acetylcholine catabolic process in synaptic cleft; choline metabolic process
Cellular component (GO): plasma membrane
Molecular function (GO): acetylcholinesterase activity
Source: RefSeq, a predicted model, not a curated record
UAUCGCGGCAUGUUGGUCGUUGUAUUGGUGUCGCAUGUUUGCGAUAAACAGCUUGUUUUCAUUCAUUACAAUACAUGAAAUUGUUUUACAAGUAUACGUUAAUAAAAUAAUACUUGAUAACUGAAUUACAACAUAAAAUUAAAACAUAAAAGUAACAUCGAAAAGAAAGAAUAUAAUUGAAAUAAAAGACUGAACAAUUGAAUAUUUUUUUGUACAGAGCAAUGACUUCAAGUGUAGUGUGUGUAUUAAAGGAAAGGUGUUCUUGAUUUUCUUAAAGAAUAAACAAGUUGGAAAAAUCGUUAGGUAGCCAGUUUGACAGGUUCCCAACGCUUUGACUCUAACUUGUUGAUCGUUGAGUCUUGUUUAUAGCAACGUGCCAUGAAUUAUUAUCAGUUAAGUAGUAAUAAAAGUAACAGUAACACGAUGGCACUAAUCCUAAAUUUGCUAGUGUGUUUACUUACUGUCUUUAAUCCUGCUUAUACUCGGGACACUAAGAGUGAUCCACUAAUAGUUGAAACAAGUAGUGGUCUUAUUCGUGGUAUCUCAAAAACAGUUUUAGACCAUGAAGUUCAUAUUUUUUUAGGAAUACCAUUUGCCAAACCACCCAUUGGCCCAUUGAGAUUUCGUAAACCAUUACCAAUUGAACCAUGGCAUGGAAUAUUGAAUGCAACAACACUAUCUAACAGUUGCUUUCAAGAACGUUAUGAAUAUUUUCCUGGUUUCGAUGGUGAAGAGAUGUGGAAUCCAAAUACUAAUGUAUCGGAAGAUUGUCUUUAUCUGAAUAUUUGGGUACCACAAAAAUUUCGAGUGAGGCAUAAAGAAGCAUCAAGUACUGAGAAGAAAGCGAUACCUUUGUUAGUUUGGAUUUAUGGCGGUGGAUACAUGACAGGAACGGCUACUUUGGAUGUAUAUGAUGCUGAUUUUAUGGCUGUUGCUUCUAAUGCUAUCAUAGCAUCUAUUCAAUAUCGUGUGGGUGCUUUUGGCUUUUUAUAUCUUAAUAAAUAUUUUGGUAAUAGUGAAGAAGCUCCCGGUAAUAUGGGUCUUUGGGACCAAGCUUUAGCUCUUAAAUGGUUGAAAACCAACGCCCCAGCGUUUGGUGGUGAUCCAGAUGCUAUAACUAUUUUUGGUGAAUCUGCUGGAGGUGGUUCUGUAUCACUUCAUUUGAUUUCACCAGUCACUCGAGGUCUUGUACGACGUGGUAUCCUUCAAAGUGGUACUCUUAAUGCACCAUGGAGUUUUAUGACUGCUGAAAAGGCUAAUGAAGUGGCAAGAGUACUAGUUGAUGAUUGUGGAUGUAAUUCCACUAUGUUAACUGAAAAUCCAGCAAGAGUUAUGGCUUGUAUGCGGUCUGUUGAUGCCAAAACUAUUUCAGUGCAACAGUGGAAUAGUUAUUGGGGAAUUCUUGGCUUUCCCUCAGCUCCUACUAUUGAUGGUGUUUUCCUACCAAAACAUCCUCUAGAUCUGUUGAGAGAAGCGGAUUUUGAAAAGACUGAAAUACUCAUUGGAAAUAAUCAGAAUGAAGGAACUUAUUUUAUUCUCUAUGAUUUUAUCGAUUACUUCGAGAAAGACCAGCCAAGUUUUCUUCAACGAGAAAAAUUUCUCAGCAUUAUUAAUACCAUCUUUAAAAAUAUGUCUGAAGUUGAGAGGGAAGCUAUUGCUUUUCAGUACACUGAUUGGGAACGGCCUAAGGAUGGAUACAGAUAUCAAAAAGCCAUUGCUGAUAUUGUUGGUGAUUAUUUCUUCAUAUGUCCGUCCACGCUCUUCGCUCAAUUAUUUGCAGAUCGUGGCAUGAAGGUCUACUACUACUUUUUCACUCAGAGAUCAAGUACUAAUCUCUGGGGUAAAUGGAUGGGUGUAAUUCAUGGCGAUGAAGUGGAAUAUGUGUUUGGACAUCCGCUCAACAAAUCACUCAAGUACACGGAUAAAGAAAGAAAUUUGUCCGAAAAAAUGAUCGAUGCAUACUCAAGAUUUGCUUUCACUGGAAAUCCAUCGAAAAAAAACGAAUGGCCAUUGUACACACGUGAUUCACCGCAGUAUUUUAUUUGGAACGCAGAGGAAGAAGGAUUAGGUUUUGGACCACGAUCAACAGGAUGUGCAUUUUGGAAUGAAUUCCUUCCGAGGUUGGAAGGUGUUCCAGAAUAUGUAUAGACAAUCAGCGCAUAUUUACACAUAAAUCAUCAUUUUUUAAUAUACAAUCAUACGUACAAAGUAAGAAGCAUAAAACAUUGUCAUAAUACAAAUAAUAAUAAUUAGAAUAGUAUUUAUCGAUUGAAUUUCAUCAUAAAAAAUUUAAUCCUCGUAAACAUUUAGAAUGAAUAGUGAAAUAAAUCUUCUAUACUUGACGUCAAAUUCUUAGCACGUUUUAACAGCCAUAACUUGAGAGUUAGCCUCGAAAACUAACGUAACACGUUUACGUUUAGUUUCUCACAGAAACUUAGCGGCAUAUAGGAGACUUUAUACCAAUAAAACUUCUGUACCUAAAAUUUCUCGUAUUAUUAGAGUAAAAUCCAGGAGAAAUGGUUAUCAAUUUGUUUAUAUGAAUUAAUUAUAAUUAAUAAUGACAUUGUAUAAAAAAAUAAAAAUAUUUUCGGUCAUUCUAGCAAGUAUUAUUUUUAUUUGACAAUAUAAACUUAUUCAUUUUUUGUCAAAAAUUGACGUAAUUUUGUGUAAAACUAUUUUAUAUUCAUAUUCAUUAAAAUGAUUACAUCUGGAUAUAGUAAAUGUAAAAUAAACAGUUGCUUACGACCCCCGUGCAGUCUAUAAUUCAAAUUAGACACAUGUAGAAGUUUUGUCAUCACUGAUCAAACUGAAUUGGUUCUAAUUAAAUCAACCAGACUUCGUAAACCACUAAAUUCAAUCAAAUCUAAUUAAAUAUAAGUUUGAAUUCUAGCAUAACCCACAUGAUGACUCUGAUUUCUACCAAUUGUAACAUUUGCUCUCAUUACGAUCAUAUCGAUAAAAAUAAAAUUUAUAAUUAAAAUUAAAUUAGAUAAGAUGCUAUUAUAAUGAUGUGAAUUAUUCAUUUUUUUUUAAAAUUCUUUUUGGAAUAAUUUUUAUAUAUGAUUUAAUAUUUGUAUACCUUAAGAACUCAAAAUUCAGGAUAAAAGAUUGACCUUUAAUUAUAGAGGCAUUUUGAGUUAUUUAAUAACUAUGGUUUUUGUGGUGUAACGAAAGAGAAUAACUAAAUUUAUUGUUUCAUAGAAGUUUCAGUUACUGAGGUUCAACUUGACCGCUUCCAUAUCUAUAUGUAUUUAAUUAAAUCAAUUGAGACAAAGAUUCUAGGAUCAGUCCAGUUGUCAAUAUAAUUUUAUUUAAUGUAAUGACUAAAUUUUAUUAUCUCUUGUUCAGUUGCACAUGAAUCAGUGUCUUUUCUUUCUAACAUUAUAAAUUUAUUUAAUUAAGUUAUUGAUUUGUAUUAGUUUAAUUAAUUGAUAAAUUUUUAAGGUCAAACAAUGAAUAAUUAAAAUGGCAGGCAUAAUUAUUUUCAUUCCGAAUUGAUAUUAUUUAUUAGAUAGAUAAGUUGAUGAAGAUUUUAGCAAAAGACUGAUUUUUUUUUUUUUAAUUAAACAAGCCAUACUCCUCGAUUUUACUUGAUAAUAAUUAAAUUUUUUUCAUUAUCA